This is a messenger RNA of Anisakis simplex (herring worm), 552 nucleotides long. NCBI's taxonomy places the organism in Eukaryota, Metazoa, Nematoda, Chromadorea, Rhabditida, Anisakidae. The record is from the annotation of a GenBank genome assembly.
AUGUGGUUAAGUGUAAUACUAAGACCAGCGUUAUUCGCAUCGCACAUGCGACAAUUUUCACAACAAGCUUUGCAUAAUCGCCUUGUAUCGUCGAUCCGCUAUCGACAAAAUUGUCGUCCUUUAAUAGCAGCAGUACAACAGAUCAAAACUUUUCACAAAAGCGUAUCGCUGUCUUCACUCGAAGCAACUGCACCACAAGAAAAACAACCAAAUCGUCAACGUAUAUCGCGUAAAGUAUUGCGAAAAAGACGUCCGCUUACAGCAGCAUACGAUGAUCAACCGAUGUCAGGACCGCAGAUAGUCGCAAUCGCAGUCGCAGAAUCGUUUGAUUUGUCAGCACUUAUCAAAAAUGCACAACUCUUACAAGUUUAUCAAGCGACUUGUGUUGAUGAGGAAUCUGAUGAAGGCUUACAUUUCGUACCAAAAGAGGAAUAUCUGAUCGACAAGGAUGCAGUUCGUGAAUUCUUCGUUUUUACCGAUGGAGUUGUUGUGUUUUGGGGAAUGGAAAGUGCUGAGGUUUGUGGAUCAGUUAACUUUGCGAGAAAAUUUUGA